AUGUUAAAUUUGUUUUUGAGGUCUUUGCACCCGUAUAAUAUAUCUAGAACGUAUAAUAAAUUCGGUAUACGGACGUUAAAGACCAAUGCUAAACAUAAAAAGGUGAAAAAUAAGGACACAUUGGCUCCUAAACCAUUCCAAUAUGGUAAGUUUGGUGGAUUAGCUGUAAAUAAAGAGCACUUGCUUACCCAUAGUAAAAAUUUGGUUAGCAAAAUUACGACGUUUGAGCAGUUGAAACUACUUCCCGAUGUUAGGACAAAGUUAAAAGAGCUGAUAGCCGGGGAAACAAUUCUUAAUAAGUCUGUCAAUACCUCUAAAGUUGACAGUGAAUGCGAUAAGAUACCUAUUGAAGAUAUUAAACCCACUCCUAUUCAAGUGACAGCAAUCCAAAAAAUUUCGAAGAAACUAAUGGAUCCAAAACUACAAGUACACAUGUUGGCGGCGGAAACAGGGUCUGGUAAAACUAUGGCUUACAUUUUCCCUUUAGUAGAUUACCUAAAGCGCCAGGAGAACGAGUUUCCGGAGAUGUGGGAGCAGAUAAAGAACAAAGCGAUUAUACGAGCCAUCAUUCUAGUUCCUACCCACGAGUUGGUUGAGCAAGUGUACGGUACAAUAUCUAAAUUGAACACACCAUUAGGUUUAAAUACCUUCAAGUGGGAUAGUGGCACUCCUUACCCCGUGUUAUUGGACGCUUUGAAAAAUAGGAUUGACAUUAUGGUCACCACACCAGGAAAGAUUCUAAGCUUGUUCAAUAUCAGAAUGAUCAAUCGUCCAGAUAGGUUUCUUUCACAGGCUAAGUUUGUUGUAAUGGAUGAGGCUGAUACUUUAAUGGAUCAAUCAUGGGUUGAGGAUACUUACAAGGCUAUCAAGCUGAUGCAAAAUGCUAACCAUCUGGUAUUUUGCAGUGCAACAAUACCAGCGGAAUUUGAAAAGGCUAUGGACAAGUUAUUUCCCACCCUAAAUCUCUCAAUUUCUCCAAAUCUUCACAAGAUUAACAAAAGUUCAAAAGUUAGGUUCAUUGAUGCCUCGCUAAAUCCCUACAAGGGCUCUAAAAUAAAAGCUCUGGCUCAAACAUUAUAUGCAAUCAUGAUGUCCAAUACGACCAAACGAGACAAGAGAUGUAUCGUGUUUGUUAAUGAGAAGAAGUCGGUGGGAACUCUUGUUGAAACACUAAGGACAAAGUACGGGCACGAUGUUAAGGGAAUAAGUAGUGCGGAUACCGUUGAUGAAAGGCUGGCCAUAUUAAAGGAAUUUAACGAGGCUGCGAAGGUGCCCGUUAUAGAGAAACAGAGCAGUACGCCAAAAUCUGAAAUUAAAAUAACGAAAUCUAAUAUCUCGAUGAAGUACAACAAUGAACCGCGUGAAGAUGAAGAAAUGGCAACGCCGGUGAAAGUACUGGUCACGACAGAUUUGCUUGCCCGUGGUAUGAACUUCAAAGAAGUCAACCAUGUUAUCUUGUAUGAUAUUCCAGAUAAGGCAGUUGACUUGGUACACCGGGUAGGAAGAACUGGUAGGAUGAACCAAUCUGGAACUGUUUACCUCAUCGCAGACAAAAAGGCAAAAUCUUGGGCGAAGGGUUUGCCAUCUAUCGUGAAGAAAAAUAUCGUCUUACAAUAG
Messenger RNA from Eremothecium sinecaudum, 1617 nucleotides. RefSeq names its product ATP-dependent RNA helicase (gene MRH4). The coding region runs from base 1 to 1617 and encodes 538 amino acids. NCBI's taxonomy places the organism in Eukaryota, Fungi, Ascomycota, Saccharomycetes, Saccharomycetales, Saccharomycetaceae. Gene Ontology annotation, cellular component: nucleolus. Gene Ontology annotation, biological process: maturation of LSU-rRNA from tricistronic rRNA transcript (SSU-rRNA, 5.8S rRNA, LSU-rRNA). The transcript has a single exon. The record is from RefSeq and is a predicted model, not a curated record. Gene Ontology annotation, molecular function: nucleic acid binding; ATP binding.